Messenger RNA from Puccinia graminis f. sp. tritici CRL 75-36-700-3, 668 nucleotides. RefSeq lists its product as uncharacterized. The record is from RefSeq and is a predicted model, not a curated record. Lineage: Eukaryota; Fungi; Basidiomycota; Pucciniomycetes; Pucciniales; Pucciniaceae. The coding region runs from base 1 to 489 and encodes 162 amino acids. The transcript has 8 exons.
AUGGAUACAUUCAAAUAUGACAAUAUUAGUACAACAAUCCAAGGGUUAUCUCUCACCAGCAUCGCGUCCGCGAAAUUGGCUGUCGAUUGUGCAUGGGAAAAGGUCGGGGAUCAAGUCGCAAGUGUUUGGGCCUGUACUCCUGAUCACAAAACUUACACUGCCCUCCCAGAGUCGGAGCUAGACUGCAAGUCGGGUGAAACAAUGACGUGUUGUGUACCGAACAAAGAAAUGAGCAAUAAGAACUGCAAGGAUCUCCCCUACAUUCCCCCGGGCCCUAAGAAUGCUCUCAGCUGUGUCGACAAGAAGCUUAUUAAUGGUACCCCGGCUCCUAACAUGAACUGCAAGGAUAAAAAUGGUCACUACAGCCUGAAACCUCAGACUGGCUGCAAAGCAGACGAGAAGACUACGUGCUGCAUCACUCUUCCCAAUGGUCAAGUCCCGGAGCCAAAAGAUUGCUUCGAUGUUUACCCAACCAACGGAGCCCUUUAGUACGAUCCUUGGGCCUUUGGGGAUCGGACGCCUCCGUUCUGUCGAGGUGAUCUUUCCCUGGAAUAUGUAGGAAUCGCACAUCGCUCAAAUUAUUUUUCCGGUCUCAUUAAGAACACUAUAAGAUCCAUUGCUCUUCCGUAUUUCCCUUUGAUUUGGAGUUAGGCAACGUGUAAGCUCGC